Messenger RNA from Paraphaeosphaeria sporulosa, 2640 nucleotides. Its product is annotated as DAO-domain-containing protein. NCBI's taxonomy places the organism in Eukaryota, Fungi, Ascomycota, Dothideomycetes, Pleosporales, Didymosphaeriaceae. Gene Ontology annotation, molecular function: glycerol-3-phosphate dehydrogenase (quinone) activity. Gene Ontology annotation, biological process: glycerol-3-phosphate metabolic process. Gene Ontology annotation, cellular component: glycerol-3-phosphate dehydrogenase (FAD) complex; mitochondrion. The coding region runs from base 111 to 2303 and encodes 730 amino acids. The record is from RefSeq and is a predicted model, not a curated record. The transcript has 4 exons.
UCAUACCGAGUGCCUAUCAAACACGAGGAAGAAGAAAGCGACGCGCGCCCUGAACAAGGACUGUGCAUUGUUGGUGACCUGGAACACGAUCGUAAAGAAAUUCUAGUAAUAUGGCGACGCGCGCGCGCGGAAGUCGCAUCCUCAGGCCGCUGCUCUACACCACAGGCGCGGGUCUUGCAGGAGGAGCGGCGCUCUACUCCAUCUACCGUCCCCGCGACAUCCCCGGCCUCGAGGCUGCCCAAGUCCCACCUCCCACGUACGGCGAGGGCGGCGUGUUCCGCCCGCCCAAGUUCCCCAAUGCGAAGUCGAGGGAAGAUCAAAUCGCGGAUCUGAAGCGAAGCUCUGGCGUACUGUCCGGCGCUGCAAACAAGGUCAAAGGUGCCAUUGGCUGGGGUUCUGGCGGUGCGGGCACUGCAGAAGCCGCUGAGAAGAGUGCAGACGAACCAUACGAUCUGUUGGUCAUCGGAGGAGGCGCCACUGGCACGGGCAUCGCGCUCGACGCUGCGACGCGAGGCUUAAAGGUUGCACUUGUGGAGAGAGACGACUUCAGCAGUGGAACGAGCAGCAAGAGCACGAAGCUUGUGCACGGCGGUGUACGUUACUUGGAGAAGGCCGUGUGGAAUUUGGACUACAACCAGUACAAGCUUGUGGUCGAAGCACUCCGCGAACGACGCUACUUUUUGGAUACCGCCCCGCAUCUCUCGCAAUGGCUACCAAUCAUGAUUCCCAUUCAGAAGUGGUGGCAGGCUCCCUACUUCUGGGCCGGUACAAAGUUUUAUGACUUCUUGGCUGGUUCGGAGAACAUUGAGAGCUCAUAUUUCUUGACCAAAAGCAAGGCUCUGGACGCAUUCCCUAUGCUGAAGAAGGACAACCUUUUUGGUGCUUUGGUCUACUAUGACGGUGCACACAAUGACUCUCGGAUGAAUGUCUCCCUCGCCAUGACCGCGGCGUUGUACGGUGCGACCGUUGUAAGCCACAUGGAAGUUACCGGCCUCGAGAAAGACGCUUCUGGAAAACUUAACGGCGCUCGCGUCAAGGACUGCAUCGCUGAGCUAAACGGCAAGAAGGCCGAGGAAUUUACAAUCAGGGCAAAGGGUAUCAUUAACGCUACGGGACCUUUCACAGACUCCAUUCGCAAGCUCGAUGAGCCAUCUGUCGAGGAGAUUGUGGCGCCCAGCUCCGGUGUACACGUUAUUCUCCCCGGCUAUUUCAGCCCAGCAAACAUGGGAUUGAUUGAUCCGUCUACGUCUGACGGCAGAGUCAUCUUCUUCCUUCCCUGGCAAGGUAACACGAUCGCUGGUACGACUGAUUCCGCUACCACCGUCACAAGAGAUCCGGUCGCCGGUGAGGACGAGAUCGAUUGGAUCCUCAAGGAGAUUCGCCGCUACCUGCAACCCGACAUCGCUGUCCGCCGAGGCGAUGUUCUCGCCGCAUGGUCCGGCAUUCGUCCCCUCGUGCGCGACCCCAAAGCUGGCAAGACUGAAGGUCUUGUCCGCAACCACUUGGUCACUAUGUCUCCCUCUGGUCUCCUGACCUGCGCCGGUGGCAAAUGGACCACGUAUCGCGAGAUGGCAGAAGAGACUGUCGACGAAGCGAUCAAGGAGUUUGGCCUGACGGCCAAGCCCCUCACCAACGCCCCCCGUGUCAGCGGAACCGAAGUCCUCGACGAGGCUCCUCUAGAUGGCACUUGCCAGACGCACCGUGUUCGUCUGAUCGGCGCCCACGGCUACUCCAAGACUCUCUUCAUCAACCUCGUCCAGCAUUACGGCAUCGAGACCGAGAUCGCGAAGUACCUGUGCACUGCCUACGGUGACCGCGCUUGGACCGUUGCAUCGUUAUCCGCCCCUACCGAGCAGCGUUUCCCUGUCCGCGGCAAGCGAAUCUCCGAGCUGUACCCCUACAUUGAUGGCGAAGUGCGAUACUGUGUGCGUCACGAGUAUGCGCAGACCGCCACAGACGUUAUUGCCCGACGCAUGCGUCUUGCGUUCCUAAACGCGCAGGCUGCGCUCGAGGCACUGCCUGUGGUCAUCGACCUCAUGGCCGAGGAACUCAAGUGGGACUCCAAGCGGAAAGAGGCAGAGUGGAAAAAUUCGGUUGCGUACCUAGGCAGCAUGGGUCUACCGAAGAGCAAGCUGGCUUUGACCAGGAAGGAUGUCGAGGCUGGGCGUGUGGGCAAGUACGCAGAUGAGGAGUACCAUCUGUACGCGAGGCACGACAAGCCAGACGAGCUCCUCGAAUCGGACUCCAAGAUCCCGCCCGGGCACAACCCCGUCAUGGGCGAGAACUCCAAGGCGAACAAAUAGACUCGCUUCUCCUGCUGAGUUGUUCGAUUUAGCGCUCUACAUCUUAUCCUGCCGAUCUACGUACCUCGUCCUCUACUCAUCUCAUACGCCGCCUGUUAGAAUACCUUGUACAUAACCAAUUCUUCUCAUCCUGUCAGAUUCGGGCGUACUUCAACGGCAAUAUCUCGUUUUUCACUUCGUGCAGUCGUGAUUGCUCUUUUACUGUAACAAUGCUUUCUACGAAGUUCAAUAAAGAAGGCACCCGUUGACCUCUGGCGUGUGGCAGGUGCCACCAUUCUAGCGCAUAUAGCGCGUCAUCGCUCCCAAACAGUCUAUCGCUCUUACACUCAAUAAAUGG